GUUUGGUUUCCUAAUUUUAACAGAUGGAAUAAGCGGUAAACCGUAAACCUAACAAACGCAGCAAAACUCCCGGCCUGGCCUGCUAUAUAUACGCAGUUACACGCGCGCGUGUCUCCCCCAUCCUCUAUCAACUCGUCCAACCAUUUGGUCGCUUCUCGCCGAAGAAUCGUGGUUUUGCUACUGCGAAGAAAGGAAGCAUUAGAAGUGCUCUCGUGCUUUGGAGCUGCUUCACGGAGCGCUUAGCCCCAACCCUAACCCUAAACUCCGGUCAAAUUUCUCCCGUCGGUCUCCAGCUUUCUCUCUCGCAACCGUCCUUCGGUUUAAGCCUCCCUCGCGAAACUGAUGGCGACCAAACCACUCACCCAUGAAGAGAUCGCCAAUACAGAGAAGAAACUGGACAUGCCCUUAGAUGACAUCAUUAAAAUGUCAAAGACUUCUACUGCAAAGCCAAACAAGCAACGCAGGGCUCCGAACAAAAACCAGAGGAUGUUUAACAAUUCUGCUCAAGAAAAAGCCUUGAAGGUGCAGAAAUAUAUGGCCUCUAGGCCGUUUGUUCGACAGGGAGCUUUAGCUCAGAGGAGGUCAAAUUUCCAGGGUAACCAUUUUCCUAUAGCAAAAGAUAUUGCACAAAAGGCUGCAGUUGCUCCCCUUCGUAAUAGACCGUUCGAGCGUAAUUUGAUGUCCAAUCCAAACAAAGCAAGGUAAUUCAAUUAUCUGUGGCAUGUGGUAUUCAGGUUAAAUGUUGGGUACCGCCAAGUAGUAUUGUGAUACUUCCGUUCAUGAUUGGUCAUGUUAAAGUGGCAGUAUUGGGUUUGUGCUAGUAUUGAUGAUUUUACGCCAGCAUCACCCACAAUGGAUUGCCUAAUUGGUUGGUGUUAAGCAUUGGUUUUGGAUUGUGUUCCCCAUGACCUGGGUAGUUAGUGGAGCAAGUGGAUCUAUUUUAGUAGUGAUGUUUUGGUUGAAGGAAACAAGUUAUGAAGGCAAACUACUUUUACCUAGAGUCUCUUUGGCUGUUUGUUGGUUACGGAAGUGUUGCAUGUGAUGCUGAAGAGAGUUUACAUGGAAGUAAUCUGUCUCAACUGCACAGAUUAAUGAUAAGAUCAAAGUUUCUGAUUGGUACUUCAUCUCCAAUAACUGCCUAUUGGAAGAGUUGAAGGGGUAGAUGUGGUUUCUCAUCUGGACACAUCUUCAACCCAUUUUCACUACUAUUUGGUCAGCCUGGUGGUCUAAAACAUGCCAACCUCUAUGUUUACGGUUGCAUAGCUUUUCACCUUGUGGCAAGAUCUUCAGAUUUUCCUUUGGUCAUCAUCUGAGAUUGGUCACAAUGCUGCAUUCGUUCUUCCCAUCUGCUCUUAUUCACCCCUAGAGUUAAGGGUCACCUGAAUUCAAUGGGAACAAAAUGUGGUUCAGCCUGAAUAAGUUUUUUAAAUGGCACCAACAAAAAUGAAGUCCAACUCCUUCCAUUCACUUCAGCACUUGUGCAUGUUGGUCAGAAUGAUUCUUCCAAAGAUCCUUCUCAUGCGAGUCAGCUCUGAUGGCUCAAAUCCCGAUUGGCAUUGUUGGGGUUUAGUUGUGGUGAGGGUCUUCUAUGUAGUGACAGAUAUUGGUUGGUUGAAGGGCGAUUGUUUAAGUUUCAUUUCACGACAGAUUAUUGGUUGUGGGGAGUUCUGGUUUGUGUCUCUACUCUGGUUGUUGUGAAGUUUGAGCAUGUUAUUUGGUGGGAGGUUCUGUGUAGGGUGCACUUGCCAGGAAAAGCUUCUCUGAUUCUGGGGGCGCUUGCUUCUCAAGCUUUGAGAUAUGUUCAUGAACUCCUGCUAGGCACAGUACUUCAAUAUGUUUUUGGGAUCACUACUCUAUGGAAGUUUUUUCGGGCAUGUUAUUUCAACAAGGCCUCCAAAUUUGAGUCUCGAGUCGGGAUUGUAAAUCUAUUUUUGAAAUUGAAAAGAUCAGGGUUGUAUUUGGAUUCAUUUGGAUGUAUGUAAGUCACCUGAGUAAGACUUGGGUCUCAUUAUUGCGAGAGCUUCUCCAGUGCCUGGUUAUGUGGCAGUUGACAUCUGUAUUUGUUCUUGGAGAAGAAGCUUGGUGUUCCUUUAGGUAUUUGUCUUUCUGGUAUCCAUCUUCAUCCUGGAGUCAAUUCUUUCUUUGUAAUGUUGUGCAUGCAGGGAGGGGUCUUUCAUGGUAAGGAGGGGUGAAAUUGGUGCUUUCACUGCAAAGCCACCUCAAAGCCAACAGCAGCAUGGGAAUGGAGGCAUGAAGCAGAGGCCACAGACUCUGGAUGCUAUGUUUGCUAAUAUGAAGGAGCAAAGGAUGAGGGCCUUGGUGCAGCAGAACAAUGCUGUGCGACAUAACAAUGGCGUACGACAGAACAAUAACAAUUGGGGACAACGGAAUCGGAACACCAGCAGAAUAGGGGUUCCAUGGGCAAGGAAUCAUUUUUCUUGAGCCAGUCAGCGCUAUUGAAGGAACCCAUCACAACGUUGAGGUGUUCCAUUCUAGUUCUUUUGUACAUGGUUUUCUGACUUUCUCCCCUAUUGACUUGAAUGCUGCGGGAAGUAGAUGAUAAUGCUGUUGUUAGCUGUUUGGUUUGUACUUCUGUCGUCAGGUUCUGUUUUCCAUUUGCUUGUAAACCAUACUCUUUUCUUCUCAGUCCUCUCUAUUCAUUCGAGCUGGAGAUU
Linum tenue is the source of this 2675-nucleotide messenger RNA. The record is from the annotation of a GenBank genome assembly. NCBI's taxonomy places the organism in Eukaryota, Viridiplantae, Streptophyta, Magnoliopsida, Malpighiales, Linaceae.